This is a messenger RNA of Salvelinus fontinalis (brook trout), 4399 nucleotides long. RefSeq names its product serine/threonine-protein kinase 35-like. Gene Ontology annotation, biological process: protein autophosphorylation; positive regulation of autophagy; peptidyl-serine phosphorylation. The coding region runs from base 206 to 1459 and encodes 417 amino acids. The transcript has 3 exons. Gene Ontology annotation, cellular component: autophagosome; cytoplasm. Gene Ontology annotation, molecular function: protein serine/threonine kinase activity; ATP binding. The record is from RefSeq and is a predicted model, not a curated record. Lineage: Eukaryota; Metazoa; Chordata; Actinopteri; Salmoniformes; Salmonidae.
CUUAUUUAAUCACGUUUCUUUUAGAGCGGCAUCAUAGCGUCAUUAGCCAGCUAAACAGAUUUACAGUAUUUGAAGAAAGGGAGGGUUAUCUGACGGUUAAUCUAUAACAAUUACGCGUCAUAAAUUUGAUAGUCAUUAGUUUAACUCAAGUAAUGAAAAAUACACAUAUUUUUCCUAAACACUUGUUUUCGACCAAAAAUAAGUCAUGGAUAUACGCAGCGGGAGGAGGCGAAAGAUAAGAACCCCAAGAAGUCUGAGGGCUUACAAAAGGCUGGUCGAAGCACAGAACGCUACCGCCAACAUGACGAAACGGGAGGUAUGCAAAGUCCUGAGGUCGCUAGCGGUAGAGAACAACAACGUGGACAUCGAUGUCCCCAUGGAGGAGCACUGUUUCUCUAUGAACUUUAGUAAGAACGAGAACCUCGAGGAGCAUGCUAUGGUUAUGGCACCACGCUACAGUCUGUUGCGAGAGGUCGGAAGGGGCAGUUAUGGGGUAGUGUUCGAGGCAAUUGCACGGAGGACAGGGGCAAGGGUAGCGGUUAAAAAACUCCAGUGUAACGCUCCUGAAAAUGUGGAACUCGCUCUGUCAGAAUUCUGGGCUUUGGCAAGCCUGGAGAAGAAGCACGAGAAUGUGGUGCAGCUCGAGGAAUGUGUGCUACAAAGGAAUGGAAUGGCCCAGAAAAUGAGUCAUGGGAAUAAAAGGUCCAAACAAUACCUGCGGUUGGUGGAGACUUCACUAAAAGGUGAGCGAAUUCUGGGCUACCCGGAGGAGCCGUGCUACCUAUGGUUCAUCAUGGAGUUCUGCGAGGGCGGGGACCUGAACCAGUACAUCCUUUCGCGACGGCCUGAUCCGCGCACCAACAAGAGCUUCAUGCGCCAGCUGACCAGUGCCGUGGCCUUCCUGCACCAGAACAACAUUGUGCACCGUGACCUCAAGCCUGACAACAUCCUCAUCUCCCAGAAGUCAGGGUUGCCUGUGCUCAAAGUGGCUGACUUCGGCCUCAGCAAGGUCUGCGCAGGCUUGGGCAAAGACGGCAAUGAGCACCCCAAAGCUGGAGGCGACGGAAACAACGUGAAUAAGUUCUGGUUGUCGUCAACAUGUGGCUCAGACUUUUUCAUGGCGCCCGAGGUGUGGGAGGGCCACUACACGGCCAAGGCGGACAUCUUUGCCCUGGGCAUCAUCAUCUGGGCCAUGCUGGAGCGGAUCACCUUCAUCGACGCCGAGUCCAAGCGUGAGCUGCUGGGCACCUACGUGCGUCGGGGCACUGAGAUUGUGCCAGUGGGUGAGGCGCUCCUGGGGAACCCCAAGAUGGUGCUCCACAUCCCGCAGAAGACACGCAGCACCAUGUCUGAGGGGGUGAAAAAGCUUCUGCAGGACAUGCUUGCGGUCAACCCCCUGGACCGGCCUGAUGCCUUCCAACUGGAGGUGCUGGUGAACCUAGUCACGUGUGCUGCGUGACACCGCUCCCCUCCCAUUCCCCUUUCCAAACCAUGGCCAGUAAGAGAAGGGUCUGCUUUUUUACCAGAUGUUUACUAACUCAAUGUGGGAUCCCGAGUCUGUACAGAGGUGGAAAAAGGGACUCUGAUCAUCUCUGAACUGUAACGCCUCUGUGAUUGAGGCCAGCACUUCAAAAAUCAGGACACCAUCACAGGAAAAGCUAUGCAAUCAAGUCGUAUGGAAAGUCAGGUUCUCGCCCCGCAUCUUCUGUUUUUUAAAUUUGGAACGUCGUCACCAAAAAGCCAAAAGACAUUCACCAAUGUAUGAUGGUCAGCUAUGCCAGACCAGUGCUUCCUUGCACACCUGCUUUGAAAUGGCCCAAAGGAGUAAUCGUGAUUAAGUUAUGUUUAUAUCUUUUUUUCUUUGGUCCGGUUAUGGACGGGUUCUUCCUUCUCCAAUGUUGACAUGUGUUGUUGGAUGGGGCCACAGGCUAGUAUGAAUGGAUCAUUGUCACGUAUGGACUGGAGAGGCUAACAUGUUGCACUGUGGACCCUCUAUGCCAGAGGUUUAAAAAGUUUUCCUAAAAUGACCGAUGAUAAUGUAGAAGGGACUUAAUUUGUAUCAUGGACUUAGUACUGGGAUGGACGUGAACCUUCUUAUGAUGGGAUAAAUGUCAGACAUUUUGGUCAGGGAGUUGGUCAGCCAUGGAUUACCAGUACUAUGAUAAGAUAUUAUGGAAAUAGAAUUUAACUGCACUGCUGACAAACAUACACGUUAUUGUAUCUGCACUCUCUGUUUAUUAGCUAGCCAGACAGAUUUAGGCCACUUUUUUAAAACAUUUAUGGAAUAAUUUAACUGCCAAUAGUCUGAGUCUAUUCGCGUAAUAAUAAGGAAUUACCCUCGACCACGCCCCAUAAACAGCAAACAUUCUUCUCCAAUAAGCAAUAAGGCCCGAAGAGGUGAGGUGUAUAUAGCCAAUAUACCACGGCUAAGGGCUGCUCUUAGGCACAACGCAACGCAGAGUGCCUGGACACAGCCCUUAGUCGUGGUAUAUUGGCCGUGUACCACAAACCCCCGAGGUGCCUUAUUGCUAUUAUAAACUGGUUACCUACGUAAUUAGAGCAGUAAAAACAAAUGUUUUGUUGUACCCGUGGUUUACGGUCUGAUAUAUAACGGCUGUUAGCCAAUCAGCAUUCAGGGCUCGAACUACCCAGUUUAUACAUGCCAACAUUCCAUUCAUACAAUGCAGUCAAUCCACAGGCAUACACUGGCUGAAAUUGAUGAUGAGACUCAGACAAGUUGUAAAUGCAACAGGUAUUGACUGAUACUGUAUCAUAUAAUGACACUCCCAGCUUUCCAAGAGAACUGUUAUGGUCUGUUUUAAAGGCUAUUUAUACAGAAAAUUGCUAUUAAACCUAAAUAAAUGGCAUUUAUAAUUAUGACUAAAUCUAUUACACAAUUUCUGAUAUGCAGAAAGAUAAAAGGCAUUUGAUAAAUAAAAGCAGGGUUAUUCCUCUACUGCCAUUCAUUCCAAUGAGACUGGUUUGGCCAAUAUGGUUGCUAUUUUCACCCCAUUCUGGAACUUUGAGAGUUUAGUAAUUUACUAGCAUCUCUAUGACUUGUAUACUGUGAAUGGGAAUUAAAUUCAAUACAACUUUAUUAUACAGACAAUUAACAACAGUGGGUUUAGGCCCUUUUUGUUGGUUAAGCAGUUACCCGUCCUCAAUGUGGACUCACGGACCAAGUAUCAACCAAGCUGCAUCAACACCCUUUUUUUCCUCCCUCUACACUCUUGUGCCUUACUUUACCUUCAUCAAAUGGAGAGCUAACUCAUUUUUUGGGGGGUGAAUCAAAUAUUUUAAUGCAGUAUAUAAAAAAAUAUUUUGAUGCAGUAUAUAAUUUGUCCCUGGUAGCAGGCCUGUAUCAGUUGAUAUGUUGUGCAUUUGAAGACAGAACUGUUUGUCUCUCUAUGAGAUUAUAAAAUGGUUUUAGGGGCAUUGCUUUAACCAAAUUGUCCAAGAGUUUGGACACUGGUGUCACAAUGUAAUAUUGGGCUAAAUCGAAAUUGAUUAUAUCAUGUAUCCAAAAAAGGAGGCAUGAUAUGGAAUGAUGUUAAUUUAAGACCAAAAAAUGAUAUUAACUCCCAACUUUUGACUGAGUAGCUAGUAAUUACUAUGAAAAGUCUUAGACGUGUAUAUUGUAUGUCACUUACCAUUAUGUUUUUGAACUUGCACAGUCAUAUUUUCUACAGGAAUUUAUAAUAAAAAAUAGUGAGCAUUUUAUGGUUUCAGUGUGAGAUGUGCAUGAAGAUUCAUGACCCUAACCAAGUGAAUUGUAUUCUGGCUACUCAGACUCACUUUGCAGUCUAAUACCAUGUAAGGGAAAAGUGGGAACCUUUUUUGAGUGCUUCCAAAAAUGUCUUUUUUUUUUAAACACUUAUUUGACUUUUGAUAGUGUUACAAUAAAAUUUGCCUUUAACAUUGUGUAAAUAAUGCUAUGGGAUCGAAAGGACAGUUGGAAUCAAUAUCAUCUGAUCUUUGAGUGGUUCUUGAAUAUCUGUUGUGGAUGUACUUCCAUUUAGGAAGUCUGUAUGGGGAUGUAUUGGGAAUAGUUCCCCAAGUAACACCAAGACGAGGCUAGAAACGUCUUUCCAAAAUGGGUCCACUUUAGUCCACAACAUCUGCCUAGCUGAAGUCUCUUCUCUUAAUGAAAGCAUUUCCAAACUGGCAGAAUGUCAUGUUCAGUACACAGUAAUGCUCCGUAUAACAUGUUGAGCCAUCAGUUGGUUUUCUUGUCUGUGUUCUGUAACUUUAGUGAAUAGUGCAUGGUGCCAUGUUCCUUGUUUACCAUUUGAGCCCAUUUUGGUCGUUUCACUUCACACGGUAAACGAGGGGUGUGUGUGUGGAAAUCGCAGUUGAGUGGACAGGUAUUAUACACCCCAGACGUACACACCCCCCCCCC